GGGAAUUCGAAUGUACCCACGUCCAUGGGCACCUCGCCUCCUCCACCCACGUCGCCCGCAGCCGCCGCCAUUGACAUCCAGCUUCUCCACGUGCUCCGCCAACAGAAUAUCACCCAAUCUCGAGUGUGGCGCGGAGUUCUCGUCACGUUGGGCAUGCUGCUUGCUGUGGUCAUGUGGUGGCAACUCCACGUCCUCCCAUCCUCGACGCUUGAUGGCGAAGGUCUUGUCAUUAGCAUGCACUACGUCAAGUACAUGUGCAAGUUGGCUGCCGUGGGGUACAUUGGUGAAGCAAGUCUCGUUCUAUGGAGUCGAGAACCCGCCGUUGUACAAUGGACAACCCGUUUUCUUGUCGUCGCGACGUGGUUAGUGAGCGAAGUUCUCCACGGUUGGUGGCAGCACCAAGAGAAGGCUUUCGCGACUGAGGCCAUCAGCUCGACAUACGUUGCGGCCAUCGUGAUGGGCCCUCGUUUCUUUGCCGCGUCGUGCUGGCUUGCCCGGCGUGAGUUACGAGCGCUCGACUCGGACUUGGAGAAGCUUGAUCGCAUCGCGCCGUCAUAACAUUCAGCACAUGUAGUUUGGUCGUAUUUAGUAAGUCCUUCGCGGUUUCACCCAUACAAACAUUGCUUGGUACAUUCAAUAGAUUUGUCUUCAUGAUCUUA
Messenger RNA from Aphanomyces invadans, 659 nucleotides. RefSeq lists its product as hypothetical. The record is from RefSeq and is a predicted model, not a curated record. NCBI's taxonomy places the organism in Eukaryota, Oomycota, Saprolegniomycetes, Saprolegniales, Verrucalvaceae. The coding region runs from base 25 to 558 and encodes 177 amino acids. The transcript has a single exon.